Molecule: messenger RNA, 12019 nt
Organism: Vitrella brassicaformis
Lineage: Eukaryota; Vitrellaceae
Source: the annotation of a GenBank genome assembly
ACCCUCCCCUCCCUCCCCCACGCAGACAGAAGCUAGUCGCACGCGCGAGGGCGAUAGACAAGCGAGAGCGAAUCCAUCCAGACACAUGACUGAACCCCCGACCCUUCCACCCCUCCUUCUCCAACAGCGCAUGAGCCAUGUGGGCGAUGAACACGUUGGCAUCGUGUCCCCACACACACGGUUCGCUAUUCAUGCGUCGUGAUGUUGACGAUAGCCAGAGGACUCUCCUCUUCCGUAGCUGAGAGAUCACCUGAAGAAAUCAAAACAACUGGCGUCGUGGCUGCGUUCGUUCAUGCCACCCGGAGGGAGGAGGGCAUGAGCUCCCCCGCCAAGAGGAUCAGCGUGACACUGCGAGGGCAGGCGGGGCCGCAGAAACAGGUCAGGAAACAGAUAGAUGACGGCCGCCAUCUGUGCCGGACGUCUCUCUCCCAUCCCCUGUCUGUUGAGCUGAUGCUUGGCCUGCCUGCCUUGUGUGUGUAUACAGGUGGUGACGGCCUCUAUCGAUGAGCUGAGGGCGAAGCUGUUGGCGAAAUUCGGUCUCUCUCACCGGUCCAUCCAAGAGGCGCGGCUGUACGUCGAUGAGGUACAGUAAGCGAAUACAUAUGAUGAAUGAAUGUGUCACUCAGUCAGUCAGGGGUGGGUGGAUGGAUGUGUGUGCGGGUGUGUUGACACCGUCCCUGUAUGUAUGUGUAUGUGUGUGUGUCUGUAGGAUCUGAUUGAGGAUUGUGAUGACUUGGUGGAUGGAGAUAAGGUGGUCCUGGACCUCUCGCCACGGAGCUCGGGGGCAGACAGGACCGCUGCCCCGGCACCACCACCAGCACUCCCACCAGCACCCACUCCAUCCGCCGCCCCUGGACAGCAAGCGCGGCCACGAGUGCUUCCGCAGCUCACACAGCAGCCCUUCCAGCAGCAGCCCCAGCAGCCAGCUGGGCCCCAGCAGCAGGAGCGAGGUCGGCAGGCAUCGCAGCAGCGUGUGAGCAACGGCUCUUCUGUCGACCACCAGCACGAGCAGGAGUGCCGCUCUGACGAGCGGUCGGAGGAAGACCGCACAUCGCACACGAGCGAGGACAGUGAGUUGGGGCGGGCGCUGGCGGAGGUGCAGAGGCUGAGGGAUCGGGGCAACGCCGCAUUCAACCGAGGCGAUGCGGGGCUUGCUGAGGCUAUCGAGGCCUACUCGCUCGCCAUCGAUAAGGCAAGUGGAUGGGUGGUUCGUUCGUGACGAGGGAGGUGAUGUAUAGGAUUGACUGGGCUGCUGUGGUAUGUGUGUGUGUGUCUGUGUGUGUCUGUGUGUGUAUGGGAUGGGUGUUCAGCUUAGUAUUCGCAGCCCGGUAGGCUAUCGGUUGAGAUCGCGGUCGGACUCCUCGUCUGGCGCGCAGCAAAUCGCCGCCACAAUGGCUCCGCUGUACGGCAACAGGUACGCACAGUGGCACCCACACCAAACCGACAACACACACGCAGCCUGGAGCCUGGGAGAGUGAUGUGUGUGCACAGGGCCUUGAUGCACUUCAAGGCAGGUGAGUACGAGAAGACGAUCGAGGACGCCAACACGGCUCUGCAGUUCAAACGUGACUACGCCCCGGUCGGUCGGCGAAUAGGCACAUGGCCCGCCGCAGAUACACACCGCUGUCACUGACUGGCGUGCACUCUCCCCCUCUCUCUCUCUUUCUCUCUCUCUCUGUCCCCCAGGCGUAUUUGCGUCUGUGGGGUGCGUUCGAGAAGCUGGGCCGAUUUGGUGAGGCGGCGGAGAGCCUGAGAAAGGUGCUCGAACUCGAGCCCAGACACAGGACAAACCAGUAGGCGACACACAUGGACGGACGGACGCACGGAUGCAAAUGUGUCCAUCAUUCGGUGGUCAUUCACGUUACAGACACCGAGAAACCUUGAAUCGCCUGCUGGCGGCGGCUGCCCGCCAGAGUGCCGCAGCACCAGCUGCUGCCGCACCCGCAGCUGCUGCUGCAGCAGCAGCAGCAGCAGCAGCGCCCAAGGCUCCCCCCGUGGCCACCACGCCUCUCCGCCCCCCUCCCCCUGCAAUCAUCGCUCGCCACUUUGCCCGGACCAACGAUGCUCAAAGUGCUUCUCCCACUCCCCCACCAGAUCACCGGGCGGCAGGUAAUGUCAACGAGGAGGACGGCUGGGUAGUCGUCCCUCACGCAGAGAGCGAGAGCGGGGCUGGGGGUGCGCCAGGGGCGGGGCCCCCGGGGCAGGCCGGAGGAGUGGCAGCGCGCAAGAACAUCAUGAAGAAGCUCAAGAAAAUUGACGAGUACAAGAAAGCCAUAGCGCGAGGUAUCUCAUGUAGCCAGACAGCCAACCAAGGAAGCCGAAGCUCGCGUUCCGUCCGUCGAGGGUGGUGAAAGUGCCCCUGUCCGUGUGUCUGUCUGAGCCUGUGUGCAGGUGAUGUGUUGCAGGCGGCCCAGCGGCAGUUGGUAGAGCGCGAGCCUCAGUUGCGCGAGCAGCUCGAGAGACUCAGGGAGGCGGGCGGUGGCGGCAGUGCUGGUGGGAGUGCUGCUGCUGCUGCUGCUGCUGCUAGUGGUGGUGGUGGUCACGAGACCGCUACGACCACAGCAGCAGCAGCAGCAGCAGCCGCAGCAGCCGCAGCGGGUGUGUCUGGCGGGCCCUCUCGCGCGUCCUUCUCUGCGUGGACGGAGGCCCUCAAUGACACUGCCCAGCCAACCGUCGUGCUCAACUGUGCCAACUUAGGUACCUACCCACACACUCAGUGGGAGGCCACUGACUCAACAAACAGUCACCACGCGCGUGUCGUGUCGUCGUGUGUUGUGUGUCUCCAGGUCACACCUACGCCCAGGUUGUGUGUUCAGCGGGUCGUGACGAGCUGCGGCGUUUCGAGAUGAUGCGGCGGAUGGGUCGCGGUAGUGGGGGCGUUGGUCUGUAUGGCGAGCAGGAGGGCAUGGGGCUGCGUGCCCGGCCCAUGCGCACCCAUUUCUCGUGGGACGGCAUCCGAGCGGCUGUCAAGUAUUACGAGGCGAGGGGCGUCAAGGUGGUGGGCAUCGUCACCCAAUCUGUUGUCUCACGUCAUCCGGUACGUGAGGGGUGAGAAUGGAUGUAUGGACGGAGGAUGGGAUGGAUGCGUUGAAUGAAUGCGCCCUUGGUGCUGGUGUGUGUGUGCUGGUGUGUGUGUCUCAAGAUACCAAGCGACUUGGCUGACAUCAUCACGCAGUCGCCAAGUCGUGACGAGGCGAGGGACAUCGACGAUCUGUUCACCAUCAAGACCGGUAGGUAGGGAGAAUGAUCUGAUCACACAGCGCACCGCACACCCGUUCGUAUCCCUCCUGCAUUUGCUGUGCUGUUUGUGUGGUGUUGACUGAUUCGUUUGACAUGGCAUGAACACCCCCCCAGCGAUGCAGCUGAAUGCCCAGUACGUCGACAACGACAACUACCGCGACUGGCUGUCAAGGGCUGAGGCCGACGUCAAGGACUUCCUGCGCCGGACCAAGCUCACACACCACGUCUGCUACAUCUUCACUAACCCAGAUGGCAACUACGUGCCGGACAAAGAACCACUCACGGUGCGUCUGCCACCGAGCAUAAUUCUAAGACACGUGGCUGUCAACCAUUCAAUCGCCCGUAUGUGUAUGUGUGUGUAUUGGCUCACAGAUAGCGUCCACCCCUCCCCCGCCCAUCGUGAGCAUCCUGGCUGCGUCCGAGUACGCCAUCAACACCAACUCGCCCCCCCGCCCCUCGCCAGCACCAUCACCCACCACCACACCAUCCACACCGUCACAGCAGCAGCCGCCGAGCACCCCCGCUGCCACACCAGCGGCCCGGCGACGGGUGCAGCUCAGAUUGCAGCCACUCUGGUCAGUCUGCAAAGGGAAGGCAAGGCGCGUCAGGAGUGUGACACAUACAUGUGUGUGUGUGAUGUCUCGCGCGUGUAGGUCGCCCAACCAGUUGCCUCGUUCGUUUGAGAGCCCUUUGGAGGGGUGGCAGAUCGAGCACUUGCAUCCGAUGACGGUUGAGGUCGAGUUGGGCAAGAGCGUCGCAGAGGCCACCAAGGACAUGACUCAACAGCUCCUUGCCAGAUGCAGCCUGGUCAGCCCCCUACCACUGCAGAUGUCACCGUGCCUGUCUGUCUGUCUGUCUGUGUCUCCAUCCAUCCAUCCUGACUUCUGGCAGGUUUGUGAGCAUUUGCGCCCCGACUUCGCGUCCAAGUUGUCGCUGCAUCUGUUUUCGGGCGAGGGUUACGCCAUCUCGGCGCGACUCAACUCUCUGUCCCUCGAAGCGCUGCGGGCCCGCAACAACGAGGUCAUGUUCGCGCUGCUCACUCUCGCCUCCGCCGCACCGUUCGUCGACCUUGCCCUCCAGGGCGGCACGGAGGGACCGGUCAACGGCAGAGACGGCUUCUGUGCACAGGGGUUCGCACAUACGCACUCACUCAUGGGACGGAACGCCCGCUGAUAUGAUGCGUAUGUGUGAGUGUGUGUGUUCAGGUAUGAGGGCGGCCUGUUCCCCCCCUGGAUGGCUCGUCGGUCGGGGUCAGGUUGGCGGAGCAGCCACGUGAGUGAGCGGAGCCUCGCCAUCUUCUGUUCGACGCUCAAGGUGGUUGCCCGGACCAUCAAGGGGUCGUUCAAGCGGCCCCUCCUGGCCACCGUCCGCCGACUCACCCAGUGGAGCCCACUGGUGCACGCACUCAACCAGCUCUUCUCGCAGGAGACCAACCUCACCGUGGGGCAGAAGGUGCGCCAGAUAACUAACAGAGAGAAGAGAGGCAGCCACACACACGUAUGCAUACGUCCAUGUGGCCGGUUGUGCGUGGCUGAUUGUUCAGGCGAUCAUACUGCAGGGGAUGGUCUUCAUUUUCGCGCAACUGUGGGCGGCGGUAUCGCAGACAAUGAGCAAGGGGCCCGCCGCAUCUUCCUCGUCUGCAUCGUCCUCCUCCAGCCCUUCUCCCGCCGACGCGUCAAGCUGUUCACUCGACGCCCUGCUCGAGAUGUCGCCCUACUUCUGGUACGUACGUGAUCCUUGACGGGCCCGUCAAUCCAUCCAUCCAUCCAUCCAUGUGCGUGUGUAUGUGAACAGGGCGUACCUGCUGCUGGAGGCCGUGUUGGAGGACAGCGAGGCCAAGUGCGCAGGCUGCGACGCCAAGCUGGGCACCGACUUCUUCUUCCGCAUCGUCCAGGCCGCCCCCCACAAGCCCGCCAGACCCGAUGGCGACGACACUGCUGACGGCAACGACAAGAGGGCGGGGACAGGCGGCAAGGGCGGCGGCAAGAAGGGCGGCGGCAAGAAGGGCAAGAAGGGCGCAGGCAAGAAGCCCAACAGGAAGCGCCGUGUGGCCGACGAUGACACCGACGUCUUCGACGCGCCGGACGACUGCGAGCCCGACGACGGGGAUGCGGAGGAGGGGCAGGGUGGUGAUGGGGCCGCUGACGAGACGGCCAUUCCGCACUCUCUGUCGCUUGAUCUGCGGUGCGGUCAGUGCAAGAGCGCCUGGGAUGAGCUAGAGUGUCACGAGGCGCAGGAGAGGGAGAACAACACCUCGAAGCGCAAAAAACGCAAAAACCACCAGCAGGACGUGGCCAGGGACAGCCUAGGAGAGGUUGUCAAGGAUGAGUUGGGACCGUUCCAGCAGGUAAGUAACUAAGCAUGCCGAUCCAUCCAUCGUUCGUAUGGAUACUGAUCGGCAUCCAUGACAUGUGCGUGUGUGUAUGCGUGUGCAGAUUCGCCGUUUCCCGUGGGGCACGCCCGAGCAGGUUGAGUCGUUCGCCAGCAUCGACUUCAGCAAGUACAUGGAGCAGAAGGUAAGGUACACACGACAGACAUGCCAUCCGUCCCUAAGCGAGCCACUGCGCUGACCGCUCUGUGCGCCUAAUUCCCAUUCCUGCAGGUGGUGCCGUCAGCAGACUUUCUGGCCAAUUACGCUGAUCGCGAUUGCCCCAUCUGUGAGGAGAAGUGCAACCCCCCCGUGGAGCUCAACUGCAACUGUCGGGAUGGGAGGGGCAUCCGUGGCGUCAUCUGCCUCAGCUGCGUAUGUAACAUCGGCAUCAGGAUGUGCCCCUUCUGCGCCACUGACCUUGGCCCGCUUGACUACAAGGAGGUACGUACACCACGUAGUGUAAUCCUGUACACCGCAGACCGAACAACACACACACAACACUUGCGUUAUGGAUCUCACUUCAUGACCUUGUUGGCCCCCUCGAGCAGGUCGUGUCCACCCUGCACACGCGCGCCAACGCGUACCACGAGGUCCUCAAGGCCAGGCACCCUGGAGAGGUACGUACGCAUCUGUCUGCACACACAUGCACAUGACACACUCAUACAUGACAUGACAUGCACGUGUGUGGUGUGUGGUUGCAACAUGCAUGGCUCAUCAGGACGAGUGUUUGGUGUGGAAGCCGUCCAUCAGGAUGUCGCCCAAGCAGGCCGACCUGCUGCGGAUCGCCCAGCCGCCGCGCGUCAUGCUGACGGCGGCGCAGUUGCUGGGCCCGGCCGACAGCAAGCGCUACGCCGGCAGCCUCAUCGAUGGCGUCCACGUCGACAUGGCCCUCGGACAGCCAUUCGGCUACCGAACUGAUGGUGGGUGGCCUCACAGAGAGCAGGCCUCGAUGGUGAUUGUUGGGGGAUUGGGGGUGGGGUGCAUUGAUUGUCUUGCGUGCGCUUCAGGGGAGAAGAGGGCGCGGCUGUGUUGGUUCCCCCCUCUCGAUUUGAAGGACCCAUCGCUGGACGGCACCGUGCUCACCUUCAAUGCCAGCGGACAGACGUACGGCGUGAGAGCACAACACACAUGCGCACAUACGCAGAAAGGGAUGGAUGGAUGGGUUGUGCAGGGUGACGUUUGAGUCCAAGGGCAAGGACCCCGGCAUCGGCACUGGCGCAGUCGUGCUCUUUGACCCCAUCCAGGGCGGGACGGACGUCUGUGACGGUAACCAACACACACACACACACACACAUGGCAGCCAACCGCUCAACACACGCGUCUGUCUCCUUGUUGUUUGUAUGCAGCUGACAAGAUCGCCCAGCAGCUCAACGCCUCGUUCCCCAACGGCGACCCCCAGCCGCUGCCCCCCUGCGCCCGCCACGCACAGACCCUCAAGCCCGUCCCCCCUCCCAAACCCACACAGACGGGCGCACCGCUCGAUGGCGCACCCAGCACCACCACCCGCCCCACAGCCGCAGCUAAGAGCAAACAGAAGAAACCCAAGGCCAAGGGGGCUGCUGCAGCCGCAGCAUCAGCUGCCGACGCUGGUGCUAGUGCGGCGGCCGGAGCAGCAGCGGCAGCUUCGGUGGGCGGUGCUGGUGACAUGGUGGACGAGGAGGAGCUGGACCUGGACGUGCAGGACGCCCUCGAGGAGUCACUACACCUGGCCAGGCAGCACCGGGGCGGCGACGGCGAAGGCGAUGGAGCGUCGUCCGAGAGCGGAGAUGAGGAGUCGGAGAGUGAGUCACCGGAGGGUGCGAGUGCAAGUGCGGAUGAGGAGGCCUUAGCUGAGCGCAUGGACCGCUAUCUCGAGGAGAGGAACCGUGUCCUCAACAGGGGCACGCGCGCAAGGGGUGAGGGGGCUGGCGGGGCGGCUGGGGGCGAGUGGCUGCGCACACGCAAGGUCGAGGAGGCUGUCGUCGUGCUGCUCGACGUCUCAGGUAACCACAAACCCCACACUCCCUGGCUCACCACCCAUGCAUCCAUCAGUGUAUGUAUCUCCGUCCAUCCCUUCAGAGUCGAUGACUGACCGAGCCUUCCCGUCUCACUAUGGCGCCCCUCCGGCGGACAGGACCCCCGAGUGGGACCCAUCCGCCCCACAGGGCUUCCUCUCCUUCUUCCCGGAGACCUGGAGCGAGAAUGACAUCUUCCGUCUGUUCCAGGCGCAGAUGGGCUCCAACAUCAUCCGCCCUCGCGGCAUCCGCAUCCUCAGACACAGAGAGACAGGCAUCUCCAAGCGACAGGUACGGUGUCUGUCGGUGUGAGGGGUGGUGGGUGGCCCAUUUGUGUAUGCCUGUGGGGCCGACUGGCCGGCCAAUUAACAGGCAUUUGUUGAUUUUGUGGAUGUGGCUUCGGCCAAUGCGGCCUUGACGAAGCUGGAUGGCUUCCUGGUUACGAGCGAGACGCCCUCAGUGCGCAUCAAGCUUCGGAAGGCCGAGGCGGGGCCAAGGGGGCGGGACAGGUGAGGCAAGAGAGAAUAUUGCGCCGACACAUGAUGGAUGGAUGGAUGGAUGCAUCGACACAUGAGCGGAUGGCGUGUGCCUGUCUGUCCGUUAAAUCAGGUCGUUCCUGUCUCGGCUGGAUACGGUCAAGCAGCUGUUCAACUGUUUUGCGAAUCGUGUGGAGGCAUGUGAGCAGCCGAACACAGCACAGCCAUCGAACCAACCAAGACGCCACUGGCUUGUUGGUCCUGAUGAAGCACUCACUUACCCUGCUGGCUGAUGCAGACGACUGCCGGCUGAGCAUUGGUUUGGUGGCCUUUGGCGACAACGUGGUCAUCUCACAGCCACUCACAUCCGCCGUAGAAGGUAACUCAAUGAGCCACUGAAUUAGUGAGCACAAGGACCCCCCCACACUCAUCGCUGUCUCGGCCUCAGACUUCAAGGUGUCCUUAGACGAGGCGACGGCCGAGGGUCAGACGCGGCUCUACGACGCCAUCGACGUGGCUACCAACAUGCUGGUCGAGUACUGCAACCGUGUCGAGGGUGUGACGGAUGACACUGACGAUGAGGAGACCGAGGAGCCUUCAACCAGCGAGCCCGGCACGGACGGCACGCAGCGGUCCCUGUCGUCCAUCGGGUCGCCGGAAGCCCAGCCAAUGCCAUUCUCGGCCGCUCACUCCGGAAGGGGUGGUGGACGGGGCGCCGGCAGGUACACACACAUCCAUCCACACAUGCACAGACAGACAGACAGACAGACACAAACGUGGUGCUGUGCUGUGCUGUCGUGACAUGUAUGUAUGUCAGAGGGCUGUAUCACUUGAUGUCAAGGACGCUCGGCCCCCCAUCCCCCCUCCUUCCCUCGUCUUGCCCACUAGCUCCACCACCACACGCGGCAAACCCAAGCCAUCGUCAGCCAAACAGCAGCAGCCACAGCCCACGGUCAGUGCAGGAAUGCCCGAGGGUCGCAUUCGCCGUCGCAUCCUGGCAUUGGCCGAUGGGGAGGACACCGUCAGCCAGAGGACGGCAGUCGACGUGCUGAAGAGGCUGCAUAGCAACCCGUGUCGUGCUGGACGCCGUACUCGUCGGCGCCUUCCCGCCUGCCCAAGUUGCCCCCAAAACACGGUGAGGGAGAGAGAGAGAGAGAGAGAGGCACGCAGGCGAUCGACAGUUUAGAAUUGAUGCUUUGUGUCAUUCAUGAUGUGUGUGUAGAAUAUUGGGUGCGAUGGCGCGUGCGAGCGGUGGGUGCUGGCUGGAACCGAAGGACCUGAACCAGGCGCUGCAGCUCUUCGAGCGGGAGAACAUGCUCGAGACCAAGACACGCACAACCAGAUACAUCAAAACGGUCAAUAACCCCCCCACCUCCCCUCACACGCAUCCGUGCCUCCAGCCAUCUAUCCAUCGUUGCGUCUCCCUCCCUUCUUGUUCUCUCUGCAGGGUGCGUUCGGUUCGGUGGAUGAGCUGACCAAGAUGGUCAAGACCAACCCCAAGCCCGACGAGACGGAGUCCUUGGCAGUGCCUCUCGGCCUGCAGAACCCCAACCAGACCGAGUUCGUGGUGCUGCCGUCCACCAUCCUCUCGCAGGCAAACACCAUACUCGCCGCCAACGUGACCGGCAUGGGACCCAUGGGACCCACUGCUGCCAGUCCUGGUAGUCCUGGUCCUGCGGGUGGUCAUGGUGGUGCUGGUGGUGCGGUUGGCAGUGUGGCCAACCCCGCCAGACGGAUGAAGCGGAUCAUCAAUGAGCUGCAGAACGUAGAGGUGAGUGAGUGAGGGAGAGAAAGUGGGUGGGCACACGUGUGAUUGUGUGACUGUUUGUGGGGAUGUGUUGUGUGUAUACGUGCAGGAGAACCCUCAUCGCAAGAUCCACGUGUUCCCGUGUCGCGACGAUCUCAACUACUGGAGAGUGGUCAUCCAGGGGCCCACAGACACACCUUACUCAGGAGGUGAGGUGCAUCAGCCAAUGAGGCCGACCUGCCGACUAGCCGACCAGCAUCCACUGUGACACGCUGCUGUGUGUGUAAUGCAGGGUUGUUUCUGCUGUGGGUGGCCUUCCCGCCCGAUUACCCCGCCGCCCCGCCAUUGGUGCGUUUCGCUCAGGAUCUGACGCGCAUCAUCCACGUCAACAUCAACCCUGACGGAAAGUAAGACAGACCAAAUGCAGGGGUGGGUGGGUGGGCCGGGCACAUAACGUGGAGGCCGCGUGUGUCGAUGUGUGUGUGUAUGUAUGUGUUCUGGGCGCGGCGCAGGGUUUGCCAUCCCAUCCUUGACCGCAGCUACUCCAUGCAGACUCGCCUGCAGGAGGUACGGUGCGGUACGCGCCCACCGCACACGACACGAACAGACGUUGUGAUGGUUGGCCUGCCCUCCCUCUGGUCAGAUUCUGACCAUGGUGUAUGCGCUGCUCUUCAACCCUGAACCGAAGGACCCCCUCGACUCAUUCCUCGCAAGUGAGUGAGUGGAUGAGCCCACCACCCACCCAAUCCUCACCACAACACAACAGCCCACACACACACAUACAUACGCACACACACGCAUGGACGCAUCUCUGUCCCGUGUGUCGUCUUGGUCAAUCCUGCAGACAUGUACUGGACGAACCAGCAGGAGUUUUACGAGUAUGCCCGCAGGGUGACCCGCGACAAGUGCAGCUUAUCCUUCGAAGAAAUGCUGCCGCGCAUCAUGGACCCGGCCGCCUACGACCAGUGGCAGCGGGAGACCCCUUAUCGAUGCCCACUGGUCAGAUAUAUCAAUUGAGAUAUAUAAGGCACUUUCCCCCUCCCCCGAUGACUGACAACACACCGUCUUGUGUGACUGCAGACGCAUCAUUUCUUCAAGGAUCCCGUGCGGACGCCUGACGGUAUGACGUACGAGCGUGAGGCCAUCAAGGAACACAUCGAAUCCAACGGGCCAUUCGACCCGUUCAUUGACAAGUGAGUGAGGACACGACCCCACACGCGUCAGGUGCCCAGUGAAGGAUGUGUGUGUCUUUGUGUGUGACGUGUGAAUAUAUGCAGCCCGUUGUAUGAGGAGAAUCUGGAGGCGGAUGUGCGGAAGAAGUGAGUGACCCAGGGCCAACACACACACACACACACACAUACACACGGAACACCGAUGCGUGCAUGCAUGCAUGCAUGCAUGCAUCCAUCCACCGACGCCCCGCCCCCCUUUGCCCCUCUGUCUGUGAACGCGUGUGUUUUGUUUUGUUUUGUUGGUGUGGUGUGUGCCAUGCAGGCAGCAGGUGGUCGAGUACAUCACCUCCAACUGCCCCUUCCUCGACCUCAACAGCCGAUAUGCACACACACACGCACACACAUGACUGACUGACAGAUAGAUAGGUGGAGAAAGAAUGAAGGACACACAUGAUCCGAUCCCUUCGUUACAUGACAUGUGUCCGUCCAUGGGAUACUGAGGAAAGUGAUUGGAUUGGAAGGUAUGUAUCUAUCUAUCUUAUUUAUCUGACUUGCCUGUUGCUGUUGCUGGGUGGGGUGGGGUGGGGUGAGAGAGGGGUGAGAGAGGUGCCAGCCAUUGAUUGGUGUAUGUAGAGUAGCAGCUGUACAUACAUACAGACUGACUGACAGCCAGAGAGGCAGACAGACAGACAGACAGAAUUAUGAUGGAUGAGCAUUUGACCUGUCUCGUUGCUUUCUUGUUGCUCUUCCGGGAAUCAAUCGUCUUGCUGCCGCAAGUGACUUAGUGAGGGAGGGAAUGGGCGGGGUCAGGUCAGGUCAGCUGGGGGGUGGGCGAGCCAGACAUAAUUUUUGGUCGGCCGGCAGCAAAACUGAGACUCAGACAAUAAUGAUUGAUACUGACUGGUCGAUAAUUGGCAACGCAGCACAGUGAACGAACACUCACUCACACACGGCCGCACAUGGACACACGAGAAGGUGGACACGAAGCAGACGGAAAGGCUGGGGCGCCAGCACCCAAC